AUGUUUUCUGUACAAUUUCUAUCAUUUAUAUUUGCAAUUUAUGCGGAAAUUUUCAUUUGUUCAACUAACACUGAAAUUUUAUUAAAAUCAUCUGAGCAUUUUGAUGAUGCAAUUGCAAACGACAUUUCCGCCUCAACAAUUAUUAGCAAUGUAAUCAAUGCUACUACAAUUAUCACUACCACUACAACAGUUAUUAACGGAAUUCAAGCUACCUUUAUUGAUGAUCUACCUCUAGUGAUUAAUUCAAAUGAUAAUGAUUUAUCGUAUAUUAAUGAAUCGAUUGAUUCAAAGAUACAAUUGAAAUCAUUUGAAUCUCAAAUAAACAAUCAUAUUAGCUCUAAGGGUACUCUCUUUUGUCGCUAUCAAACUGUGCCAUAUAAAACGGCAAAAGUACGAUUAUAUUCAAAUAUUGCAAGAGUUAAUGAAGACAAGCAAAAAAUCAAUUAUAUUGUGGAUGGAAGUGAAUCAUGGGAAGAGGGUAAUUUUGAAUUGAAUGGUGAAAAUCGUGAUUUUAUCAUAUCAUUUCGUCCUGUAUUGGUUAUCUAUCAUCAAUGUGGUCAACUAAAACGGAAAAAUGCAACAUAUCGUCGAUUUAUUAUUAAAAUUCCUGAACAAUUUAUUAAUAGCAAUGAAUCAUUUCAUAUUGGUACUAUUAAUUUGGAAUUGUAUUAUCCAGGUCAAAAAGAUGGCAUCAAAUUUAUUCAUUUCAAUAAACCGCUCGAAAUUAGUGGUAAAUUAUUUUGUACCGGCGACCAUUACAAUAUAUCAACAAGUGUUGUACGAUUAUUUUCAACUGAUAAGCAAGAAGUGAAUAGUUUUAUCACUGAACAACAACCAAAUAAUGAGGGAUCUUUUCGACUAUCCAGUGGACAGACAAUACUUCAGAAACCUAUUUUAGUGAUAAAUCAUCAAUGUGGUAUGACAUUUUAUGAACGACAAAAGGAUAUCUACCGACAGUUUACAAUUUACAUCCCAUAUUCCUACUAUAAUUCAGGAAGAAUCGGUUUGAAGAUAUUUUAUAUCGGUCAACUCGGCCUUCACAUCAACUAUCCCAGUGAAAGGAACGCACCACUUAUCGAUAUAACAACAUAG
Brugia malayi is the source of this 1092-nucleotide messenger RNA. RefSeq lists its product as uncharacterized. The coding region runs from base 1 to 1092 and encodes 363 amino acids. The record is from RefSeq and is a predicted model, not a curated record. The transcript is spliced from 7 exons. Gene Ontology annotation, cellular component: cell surface. NCBI's taxonomy places the organism in Eukaryota, Metazoa, Nematoda, Chromadorea, Rhabditida, Onchocercidae.